This is a messenger RNA of Astrephomene gubernaculifera, 3211 nucleotides long. The record is from the annotation of a GenBank genome assembly. Lineage: Eukaryota; Viridiplantae; Chlorophyta; Chlorophyceae; Chlamydomonadales; Astrephomenaceae.
AGUAAUUGGAAAAUUGUUUCUUUCAUCUGAUAGCUAGCGAAUCGCUUGUAUCGUUCUGGUACUUUCCGGAGAGGAUUCUGAGUGGAAUAGUGUUGCGCUUUCCUACGAGACUUCCUAUGUUCCACCUUUGGUCAUGCAAACGCUAGAUUGACGUCUUACUCGUGCGGGGUCACCUAGAGCUGGAAAAUGGGAAAAGAUAAGAAAAGCAAGAAGGACCGCAAGGAAAAGAAGUCACGGAAGGAACGCAAGGAGAAGAAGAGCCAUAAAAGCAAGCGCGAUGAAAGUUCAACAAGCGAGAGCUCGUCUGAGUCGGAGGGGGAGCCGCAUCGACGCGUGGACAAGCUGGCCACCAAGGUCGCUGCGCAUCUGCAACGCACCGGCGCCUCAUCCGGCGGCCCCACCUUCGUCUGGACCAAGAAGAUAGAGCGUGAGCUGGAGAGCGGCAAGUCGGUGCGCGACAUCGCAGCAGCGCAGACUCGCACCUCACAGGCGGAGCGUUUGGAGGAGAUUGAGAAGGUUCGCAAGCGGCAGGCGGAGCGCGAGGAGGAGAAGGCGCGGAGGGAGGAGGAGCUGUCCCUCAUCCAGCGGCUGCGUGCGGCCCAGGAGGCGAUGGAGAGCGAGGCCAAGGAGGAGGAGUUCUACCUGAAGGCGCUGGUGGGCAAGGCGGAGAAGCGGUUCGCGGAGGGUCGCCCCACCUCCAUCGACCGCAUCGCUAAGAACCUGCACCUGGCUGACACCUACGGGUGCGACAUGGUGGAGCCCUGGAGCUACUUCGAGGGGCGCCUGCUGGAGGAGGCGCGGGAGCUGCAUGCGGGGGUGUGCGACUACCAGGAGUACGACAAGUACGACGAGCUGCAUCAGAAGUUCUGGUCGGCGCUGCGAGUGGUGGCGGAUGCGGAGCUGGAGGAGAUUGAGAAGAGGGACGCCGCCGACCGCGCCGCUCUCCGCCGGGGUGGUGCAGCAGGGGGAGCAGCAGGCGGGGCAGGCGCGGACGAGGAUGCGGGUGGUGCUGGUGGUCGCAGCAGCUUGCACUCGGAUGUGGAGGUGCAGAUUGAGAACAUGCUGGCAGGCCAGACCCACUCCGCGCUGCUUGCCAUGGAGGGUGAUGUGGAGGCGGCGCUGCGGGGCGGACUGGGCGACCCGGAGUACUGGGAGGCGGUGGGGAGGAGGCUGCAGGUGCACAAGGCCAAGGCGCAGGUUCGCGAGGUGCAGGCGGCCAUCAUGCAGCGCCACAUCGCCUCCGAGGUGAUGAAGCGGGAGGCGGCCAGGGAGGAGCGGCGGAGGGCGGCGGAGGAGCGGAGGAAGCAGGCGGAGGCCGAGGGUCGGGACCCGGCUGAGCUGGAGCUGCUCGAGACAAGCAGCAGCAGCGGCAGUGACAGCGAGGAGGAGGAGCGGGAGGCGGAGGCGGAAGGGGCGGCGGGGCGAAAGGAAGGGGCCGGGGAAGGCGCCGGCGGCAGCGGAGAUGCGGCAGCGGAGGCGGAGGCAGCAGGGGGAGAGGGUGAGGGUGGCGAGGACGGCGGGGCAGCAGCAGCAGCAGCGGAGGAGGAGGAGGAGGAUGACGAGGGGGCUCUGGACCCGCACAUCUCGGAUGGCCGCUACAGUCCCCCGCCGGUUAGCGCGGCUGAGGCGGCUGGGAAGGAUGUGGUGAAUGAGGAGGAUGAUUACACCGCCCUCACGCUGCUCCGAAGACAAGUGAAGCUCCAAGCCGCCAACGCCUUCAAAGCCGCCGCCGCACUCGCCUCCGUACCCGGUGCCAACAACCAGAACGCCGCCGAACGAGCCUACCAGUCCCUCCUAAUGCGCGAACAAGGCCUGGGACCUGCAGGACUAGGCCACCCCAUGCUCCGAAACCUAACCUCGGAUGCGGCAGCAGCGGCAGGCGAGGCGGGUCCCAGUGGCAGUGCAGGGGCAGGAGGGGGCGGGUACGUGCCGUUUCGGGGUGCGGGGCAGUUUCGGAGCCAGGCAGAUGAGGAUGCGGCGGCGCUGGCGAUGUUCCGAGCGCAGUCGGAGCGAACCAUGGGUCAGGACGAGGGCGACCGGACGUUCGGCGGGGAGGUGUCGCUCGAGUCCAAGGUGUAUUGGUGGCAUGAGAAGUACAAGCCGCGCAAACCCAAGUACUUCAACCGAGUGCACACGGGCUACGAGUGGAACAAGUACAACCAGACACACUACGAUAGCGACAAUCCGCCUCCCAAGGUGGUGCAGGGCUACAAGUUCAACAUCAUGUACUUCGACCUCAUAGACAAGAGCAAGGCUCCCACCUACCGCAUCGCGCCCGACCCCGCCUCCACCGACAACUCCACCUGCCUCAUCAUCUUCUCAGCGGGGCCGCCCUACGAGGACAUAGCGUUCAGGAUCGUGAACAAGGAGUGGGAGUACUCGCACAAGCGCGGCUUCAAGUGCACCUACGACCGAGGCAUCCUGCACGUCUACUUCAACUUCAAGCGCACAAGGUACCGCCGAUGAGGGCGAGGAGGAGGGUUCGGGAGCAGGCGCGGCAGCAGGAGUCAGGACGCAUCAUGCAUGCUGGGCUGCCGUCAGCGUGAUGGGGCCUUGAUGGGGCCUGUGGCAAGCAGCAGCUGGAGGAACAAGGUGGGGGCGGAGAAGGAGGCGGCAGCGUGCGUGGAGGCUGGGGUUGUGGGGAGGAGGGGUUUGUUGAGGAGGGGUUUUGCCCUGAGCUCUGGGCUUGGAGAGGGGGGCAGUGGCAUGGGAAGGCGCUAACGGGCGGCAUUGUACAUAGAAAGCGAGGUCUUGGGGACCGUUGACCCUUUGCGGAGACCGCAUUUGGAUGUUGCCGUGACGUAGAGGCGACACCCUCAUUGUUGGAUGGCCUGUGGGCGGGUUAGUAACGCUGCGGCGGUGUGUGAGUUGUUGCAGCGGGAGAACACAACACGCUUGGGGGAACACGACGUGACGCGGCACUGCUAGAAGGCCAUCCUGGUUUUUUGACUGUAUUUACCAAGGUUUGACAAAGAUGCGAUGGAUCUGACAACUUGGCAAAUUGCCAAGAUAACCGUGGGAAGAGUUCAUAUUUGAGUUAUUUGCAAAUAAAUCAGCAAAUAAUUGAGUUAUUUGCUACUACCACCAAGAUCUGCUUCAACCGGGCUCACGCCAGAGGCUGAGGGAAGAAGUCCGUCACUCCUUGUACGGCACACAUCAGACGUCCAAUGCACGGCACAUCUGAGUCAAUACACCAUGAGUAGUAAGGAGC